Molecule: messenger RNA, 408 nt
Organism: Nerophis lumbriciformis (worm pipefish)
Lineage: Eukaryota; Metazoa; Chordata; Actinopteri; Syngnathiformes; Syngnathidae
Source: RefSeq, a predicted model, not a curated record
GCAAAAAUAAAUUUGACACCGUACCCCAACGAAAUGCCUGAACCAGCGAAGACUGCGCCCAAAAAGGGUUCCAAGAAAGCUGUCGCCAAGAGCGUCAGCAAGACCGGGAAGAAGAAGAGAAGGACAAGGAAGGAGAGCUAUGCUAUCUACGUGUAUAAGGUACUGAAGCAGGUCCACCCCGAUACUGGUAUCUCUUCCAAGGCCAUGAGCAUCAUGAACUCCUUCGUCAAUGACAUCUUCGAGCGCAUUGCUUCCGAGGCUUCCCGUCUAGCUCACUACAACAAGAGAUCCACCAUCACAUCCAGGGAGAUCCAGACCGCCGUGCGUCUCCUGCUGCCCGGUGAGCUUGCCAAGCACGCCGUGUCUGAGGGUACCAAGGCCGUCACCAAGUACACCAGCUCCAAGUAG